This is a messenger RNA of Alligator sinensis (Chinese alligator), 1617 nucleotides long. RefSeq names its product zinc finger CCHC-type and RNA binding motif containing 1 (gene ZCRB1). Gene Ontology annotation, biological process: mRNA splicing, via spliceosome. Lineage: Eukaryota; Metazoa; Chordata; Crocodylia; Alligatoridae. Gene Ontology annotation, cellular component: U12-type spliceosomal complex. The record is from RefSeq and is a predicted model, not a curated record. Bases 442 to 1092 code for a protein of 216 amino acids. Gene Ontology annotation, molecular function: RNA binding; zinc ion binding. The transcript has 9 exons.
GGUCCUGGAGGGAGAGCGGCGGAGGCGCCCCAGGCUCGCCCAGCCUCCAGUGUCCUCGGACGGGCCGGAGCGAAGGGCCCUGCAGCCAGCGCCUGCCCCCUGCCCGGAGCUGCCUCCGUGAGCCUCGGGGAGCGCGGAGAUGCCCGCUGGGAAUCCGCGGUGUCAACCCCCCACCCCCGCAUUGGGUCUUUCCCAGCAGCAGAAGAAUCGCCCGCGGACGCGAGUGAAAACCAAGACUUGCCUCGAGUGGGACGAGCCGAGACCCGCAGAGCGAGGUGGUGGCAGGAGGCAGCCCCGCGGGAAAGGCCCGGCGCCGAGGCGGAGGGGGUCUGCGAGGCCUGUAGCUGGUGACCCGCCACCAAGCAAGAAGCAGCGCGAAAGCUGAAUUGUUUCCUGUGACUUGAAGAAAGCAUAAGACACUUUUUAUGAAAAAAAUGGAAAAUGAGUGGUGGAUUGGCACCAAGUAAAAGCACAGUGUACGUGUCCAACUUGCCCUUUGCUCUGACCAACAAUGACUUAUACAGGAUUUUUUCCAAAUAUGGCAAAGUUGUCAAAGUUACUAUUAUGAAGGACAAAGACACCAGGAAGAGUAAAGGAGUUGCCUUCAUUUUGUUUUUGGAUAAAGAGUCUGCCCAAAACUGUUCUCGGGCACUUAAUAACAAACAAUUAUUUGGAAGAGUGAUAAAAGCAAGUAUUGCCAUCGACAAUGGAAGAGCAGCAGAAUUCAUCCGCAGGCGAAACUACUUUGAUAAAUCUAAAUGUUAUGAAUGUGGAGAGGCAGGACACUUAAGUUAUGCUUGUCCAAAAAAUAUGCUAGGAGAGCGUGAACCGCCAAAAAAGAAAGAAAAGAAGAAAAGAAAGAAAGUUGUUGAACCAGAAGAAAUUGAAGAAGAGGAGGAAAGUGAAGAUGAAGGAGAAGACCCUUCUCUUGAUAGCCUUAGCCAGGCCAUCGCUUUCCAGCAAGCCAAAAUUGAAGAAGAACAGCAGAGAUGGAAACAGCCUACAGGGGAACCUUCAACAUCGGAUGAUUCAAAACGUCCACGGAUAAAAAAGAGUGCAUAUUUCAGUGAUGAGGAGGAACUUAGUGAUUGAUAUAUGGAUCUAUUAAUUGGUGUGUGUAUAUAUAUCUAUAUAGUGUACAUUUGUAAAGCUGUCUGUAGUACAGAUUUCUUUUGGAACUAGAGAGAGCUGUUGUUUGAACUUCCUCUUACAGAUUUUUCUAUAAAAAUCACUGCAUUUCAGGAUUCUGGUUGUUUCUAAUACAAUUUAUGACCUCGCUUUUUAAAAGAAAACUGUUAUUAUAUCUGAAUUUUUAAUCAAGAGAAAUAUGUACCCAAGGUGAAGUCUAGCUCAUUCUACUCAGUGUUUAUCGCGACCAUGAAAUUCACCCACCUAGAGGCACCAUAUAUACGUUUUAUAAUACCAUUGCUUGUUCCGAAAUGAAUGUAAGUGAACUGUAGGCCUUGUUCUAGUCCAGGGGUCAGCAACCCCCGGCACAUGUGCCAAGCAUGACACGUGAGGCCAUUUUGCUCAGCACGCCACCACCAGCCUGGGUUCUAGGCAGCUGCUGCCAGCUGCGAAGCCCAAGCUGCUCCCAGCAGGCAGCUGGGCACCUGC